Molecule: messenger RNA, 863 nt
Organism: Pelecanus crispus (Dalmatian pelican)
Lineage: Eukaryota; Metazoa; Chordata; Aves; Pelecaniformes; Pelecanidae
Gene: ADPRM
Product: ADP-ribose/CDP-alcohol diphosphatase, manganese dependent
Molecular function (GO): 2',3'-cyclic-nucleotide 2'-phosphodiesterase activity; CDP-glycerol diphosphatase activity; manganese ion binding
Source: RefSeq, a predicted model, not a curated record
AGGCCGCCGCUCGCCUUCGUGUUGCAGCUGGGUGACAGCAUCGAUGGCCUCAAUGCCCGCAGCGGCGAGGCCGAGAGUGCCUUGGAGCAGGUGCUGGCAGCGCUGGGGCAGCUGCCGGUGCCAGUGCAUCACGCAUGGGGCAACCACGAGUUCUAUAACUUCAGCCGAGCCCGCCUGGUGCACACUGGCCUCAACAGCCGUCCUGCUGAGGCCAUGGCCAGCCUGUCAGCUGGGGACUGCCAGGCCUAUCACUUCAGCCCAGCUGCACGGUUCCGCAUUGUCGUGCUUGAUGCCUAUGAUCUGAGCAUCCUGGGCAGGGAGCCAGACAGCCCCCGUUACCAGGAGUCCCUGCGGCUGCUGCGGGAGAAGAACUCCAACGACAACCUCAACAGCCCCACAGGACUCAAAGAACCUCGGUUUGUAGAGUUUAAUGGAGGAUUUAGCCAAGCCCAGCUGAACUGGUUCAAUGAAGUCCUCAAGUUCUCUGAUGAAAACCAAGAAAAAGUUGUAGUUAUGGGUCAUCUGCCCAUUCAUCCAGAUGCUUCAGACAGAGUUUGCCUAGCCUGGAAUUACGAAGAUGCCCUUUCAGUCAUACACUCCCAUGAGUGCGUGGUCUGCUUUCUUGCAGGGCACCUGCAUGACGGUGGCUAUUGUUUAGACUCUCAUGGAGUUCAUCAUCUGACUUUGGAGGGGGUUAUUGAAACUCCACCGGAAAGCAAUGCCUUUGGAACUAUUUAUGUCUAUGAACACAAAAUGAUACUAAAGGGAAGGGGCAGAAUUUCAGACAGAGUUAUGCAUUUCUGAAAAUUGUCACCCAAUACAAAUUGUUGUUCUUCAGGAAGUACUCAGACAAAAAAGCAGGG